GUUUUUUCAGUGGCAUUGUUUCAUGGGGAGGAAAUACAUGAAGAUUUACAUUUAAUGGUCACUCAGAGCCCAGAUGAGUCACAUGUUGUAGUUUAUGGUGAAGUACGCUCUUCAAGAGGAGAUCAAAGUCAUCAGUGUUACAUUACAAUUUGUGCAGGACCUACCUGGCACCCAUGUGCGAUUUGCAAGAAUUCGUCUCUUGGUGAAAGAACAGAGCUAUGUUCGAAACAUUCUUUUGUGGUUCACUUUAAAUAUGAUCUUUUACAUCCUUUCCCCUUAUUUAACCCUUCCAUAAAUCUGAAGAUUAAAGAUACAGUCCUCUUCAACACUGGAGACUUCUUGAUGGCAUUAAAACUGUUAACUUCCAAGAGCACAAUAAAGAAUACACAGGAGCUUCACAAGAUUUUAUUUCCCCAUGGAAAAUACUGUGCUUCAAAGUUGUGCACUCCAGUACCUAAUGGUAGUAUACAGGAUAACUCAGACACAAACAGUGAUAGUGGAGAAGAUUGCAAGUCAUGUUUGGCUUCAAGGGAACUGCGUGUUGGUAUACAGUCUGCUAAAGACACAAAAGUGAGUUGUAAUGAAAAAGUUGACUUCACAGCAAGCUCUGGAACAAACCUUGGUGCAAAUUCAAGUUCAGAUGCCAAAGCUGAUGUAAUGAACUCAAAUUGUACCUUGUACAAUGAUGUCGAAAGGAGCAAGAUUGUAUCUGCCUUUGCUAAUGAGCUGGAUCAAAUACAUAAUGAAAAGAUUAAAGUCCAUGACGACAAAGACUUUUCACCUACUCAUUGUACCAUGAGUGUGAGAAAUUGUCAUGACCUGUGCUACAAAGGACUUUGUGCUCAAGGGGAUUGUGUUGUUAAAGGAAGUAACCAAGUAAAGUGUAAUAGGUCUUGUGCUGGCAAUUUAUCUUUUGACUCAAAUCAAGGUUUGGGAAACACAUGUAAUGUGAAUUCAUUUCAAAGCUUGGAUGCGACAGAGGGUUCAAGUACAUGUGCUAACAUUUCUGGUGAUUCAUCAAGUAUCAGUCAUGUCUCCGCCAAAGAUAAGUCUGAUAAAGCACAUUGUGACUUUGCUUGCUCACAUUGCUACAGUUCUUAUGAGUACAAUAACGUUACAGCUGCACCAGUUGUAAACAACAACAAUCUGACCUCAUCUGUUUUCAAAUUGUAUGAAGAAACUAGCAAUGAUUCUAGCUAUGAUGAACUUCCUGAUCUGGCAAAUGAGUUUGACAUGUAUGAUGGCUCCCUGUCACUAACAGUUGAAAAACGUUGUGGUAGUGCCCCCUUAAAACAAGUGGCUAAAAUAAACCAAAGCAACCCAAAUGCAGAAAUGUUUUCAGUCCUCAAGAAAGGUCUUGAAAGUAAUAAGCAAGGGAUGGCUAUUCAGCAAACAACGCUUGACUUAGAGCAAUGCAUCAGUGAAUUAAUCCAGGCUCAUGAAGAUCUACGGCAAAGCUAUAAGUCCCUGAAGGACUAUGAUGUCCAGGUGAUCACUGCGUGUCCGGACAGUGGAGAAGUGAUCGCACUUGCCAGGCUUCUGGUUUUCACACGCGUUAAGCAACAAUCAGCGACCUGUGGUCUGUCUGUAAGUCCAAGCCCUGUAUUACAGAAGGUAGGAUUCAUAUUUUCCUGGAAUGUAUGGAGUGGUGACGUGAAGAUUCUUCAAACUCUUGGAUUGGAAACCUGCCCUGAGCGAACUCGAUAUACCAAGUUUAACAUGGCCGCUAAAGAAGCUUGUGAGCUUCGUGCGAAAUUUUCCAUCCCUCAAAGCAUUCCAUCGAUUGUGCAGGCGUUUUCUAAUCACACUGUAUUUACAGGAAAGUCUCUGAAGUAUCUCAGGCAUCCAUUCCUUCCACUGGUUUUAGUGCUGUGAAAUGUUGCUGAAUCAAGACCAAUUUUCAAUCAAGCGUCGAAAAUAAUUCGGGAUCGCCUUGUUUUGCGUUAUUUCGCUAUUUGACUGCCUCUCAAUCAAUCAGACGCGAAACUGAAGUAAGUCCUUAUUAGGUCAUUCGCGUUUGGUACUUUGAGUUCCGAUGGAGGGGGUCUGAUCACUUAGCGAAAGAAGUGACGGGAAGGCGGAAACAUCUGGCAGAUGUCGCGUUAAGAGCAAACAAACGAGAAGACUGUUAAGUGUCAUAACUUAAACGGAAAGAACAAUAGUAUCAAAACACUUGACAUUUAUAAUGUUUUGGGAGUUAGAUGCGCGAUAUGUAUUCAUUAGUCAAGUUGUUACUACCAUAUUUUCAAUUUAACUUUAUUGUUUCAACAAAACGUGUUCUUCCACAUUUCGUAGUUGCUACGUACAUAAAAUCUUCCCUCCGGAAAUUCCAUGGUUAUAAUUAAAUAUCAAAUACUGUG
This is a messenger RNA of Pocillopora damicornis (cauliflower coral), 2360 nucleotides long. RefSeq lists its product as uncharacterized. The record is from RefSeq and is a predicted model, not a curated record. Gene Ontology annotation, cellular component: Cul4-RING E3 ubiquitin ligase complex. NCBI's taxonomy places the organism in Eukaryota, Metazoa, Cnidaria, Anthozoa, Scleractinia, Pocilloporidae. Gene Ontology annotation, biological process: protein ubiquitination.